This is a messenger RNA of Pteropus alecto (black flying fox), 2265 nucleotides long. RefSeq names its product family with sequence similarity 198 member A (gene GASK1A). The record is from RefSeq and is a predicted model, not a curated record. NCBI's taxonomy places the organism in Eukaryota, Metazoa, Chordata, Mammalia, Chiroptera, Pteropodidae. The transcript is spliced from 5 exons. Gene Ontology annotation, cellular component: Golgi apparatus. The coding region runs from base 294 to 1994 and encodes 566 amino acids.
GACUUUGCAAACUCUGCAAACGUCCCUAGCUAAUCUUGGAGGCUCCUGGCUGCGGGAGGGCUCCCGCAGACUCACAGACCCCUCGCGCCUUCGCCCAGACAUCCUCUAACAGCGCCACCCGCAGAGCAUCCCCGCGCGAAACGCGCGCCCAGGAGUUGUCGCGGGGCCACUUGGCCCCUGGAAGGCUGUGGACCUUCGGUCCGGGAAACCCGCAUCCAGGAAAGCCUGGCGACCUACUGCGCCAGGGACGGCCUGGGGGCGCCAGAGGAGCGGGUCCGGCUACCGCGGAGGACAUGGCGUCUUGGCUCUGGAGGAAGCUGCAUGGCAAGAGGCGGCUGGUGAUGGCCUUCUGCCUCUUGAUGACUCUGUCUGUGGUGGCUGUCACUCGCUUCCCUGCACAGCAUCCAGCCGCCAUGGAGCCCUGGGGGGUAACCGGCAUCCCUGCCCCCCACAGCCUGCGGGCUCUGAGCUCCCGCCGGAGGCAACAGGCAAGAAACCUGCGGUUCUGGAGAGGCCGGACCCUGCUCAGGAAUUCCAGCCUGGUGCGUGCUGAGCAGCAAGGCCACAGAGGGCGAGCGGACAGCAGCAAGCAGGCCCCGGGAGGGGACAGCAGCCGUUUAGGGAGGGUCAGGAGGGAUAUUACUUUGGCAUCUCUAGGAGAUUUGAGACUCGGUACCCAGAGUCUUAUGCUCUCAAGGGACGAUGAGGUCAGAGGUCUGAGUGCCAAAGAUCGGGGCCACCCCUGGGGUGCUGGGCCCAUCCAGGAGGCUCAGAGAGAGACAGGCACCCUGGUUGGCCCCCUCGCAGAACACCAGAGAGCUACUGCUGGACCGACCCUCAGGCCCCAUCCAGGGGAAGGCAGGGAUCUGCCAGGAGCUGGGAAUGGAGACUUGACUGGCGGGAGACAAGCAAAAAAAGAUCCCACCCCGGCCACAGGGGCUCGUCGGUGGCCUGGCUCCGUUGGGGAGCUGCAAGGAUCCAUCUGGUGUGCCUCUGAGACUGCUGGGCUGUUGACUGGCUUGAGGACCGGCGGGCAGGUGCCCCCAUGGCUCACAGAGCACGAUGUGCAGACCCUCCAGCUGUUGGCCCAGGGCAAGGUGGUGGGCAAAGCCAGGGUCCCUGGCCAUGGGCAAGUGCUGCAGGUCGGCUUCUCCACCGAGGGCGCCCUUCAGGAUGUGUCUCCUGGACUCAGCCAGCUCUGCUCCCAGGGGCUCUGUGGCCUGAUCAAGAGGGCUGGGGACCUGUCCGAGGUCCUGUCCUUCCACGUGGACCGAGUGCUGGGGCUGCGUCGGAGCCUGCCUGCGGCGGCCCGGCACUUCCACAGCCCCCUACUGCCCUACCGCUACACAGACGGCGGUGCGAGGCCCGUCAUCUGGUGGGCGCCCGACGUGCAGCACCUGGGGGACCCAGACGACGAUCAGAACUCUCUGGCCUUGGGCUGGCUGCAGUACCAGGCCCUGCUGGCACAAGGCUGUGGCCGGCCAGGCCAGGCCCGCUGCCCGGGCAUCCGCCACGCCGAGUGGGCACGCCUGGCACUCUUCGACUUCCUGCUGCAGGUCCACGACCGCCUGGAUCGCUACUGCUGUGGCUUCGAGCCGGAGCCCUCGGCGCCCUGUGUGGAAGAGGGACUGCGGGAGAAGUGUGGGAACCCCGGGGAGCUGCGGCUGGUCCACAUCCUGGUCCGGAGCGGUGAUCCAUCUCAUCUGGUCUACAUCGAUAACGCUGGCAACCUUCAGCACCCUGAGGACAAGCUGAACUUCCGGCUGCUGGAGGGCAUAGAUGGGUUUCCUGAGUCUGUCGUGAAGGUUCUCCAGUCAGGUUGUCUACAGAAUAUGCUGCUCAAGUCGCUGCAGACAGACCCGGUGUUCUGGGAAAGCCAAGGCGGGCGACAGGGGCUGAAGCAGGCUCUCCAGACCCUGGAGCGGCGAGGACAGGUCCUGCUGGAACACAUCCAGAAGCACAACCUGACUCUCUUCAGGGAUGAGGACCUGUGAGUCCCCCACUGCCCAGGCAGGGCUGUUGCUUCACUGGUGGGGUGCUCACAACACGACCUGAGUGGACGAGCAUCCAUCCUGAUGGCCACACGUCCUUGAGUUCGACUAUCUUGAAGACAAAUGGGAAAAGCCAGAAACCGGAAGAGCACCAUGGAUGUCGUGGGAUGUGUCACCUGCUUGGGAUGGUGGAGGUGGUUGUGGGUGUUGGGUUUUCAAUCUCCCACAUUCCUUUUCCACCUUCUCCGCUCUGGCUGUUUACUCCCUGGCACCA